AAACCAAGCAUAGCAUAGUACUUCUACUACUAGCAUAGCGUUUCUGAACUGGUUUUGUGAAAUGGCGAAAUUGUGACUUCAAUCAAUUUUUACUUACGUUCGAUAUUACGGUUUUAUAACUAAAUAAUGCGAUUUUGUUGUUUCAAAGACUAAUUACUAUUUCAAAUUACAUUAGUGUGGCUCUGAAAUCAUAAACUAUGACACGUGAAGGAAGUUGAUGGGGAUUCUACCCUAGUGUUGGUUCUCUGCUUAUUAUAAAAUAAUACAAUUUUCCACGUAGAAAUAAAAUGAAUAACAAUGGAGGAGGAGCUGGAGGUGGAGUGGGGACGGCAGGAGGUCCAUAUGAAACCAAAAUUGCCGGGUUGUAUGACCUCCUGGAUACCCUGGGCUCCGGGCAUUUUGCUGUGGUCAAGCUGGCUCGGCAUGUCUUCACUGGAGAAAAAGUUGCUGUGAAAGUUAUAGACAAGAGCAAAUUAGAUGAUGUUUCUACAUCACAUUUAUUUCAAGAGGUUCACUGCAUGAAAUUAGUCCAACAUCCUAAUGUAGUAAGAUUAUAUGAAGUAAUAAACACGCAAACCAAAUUGUACUUGAUCCUGGAGCUGGGCGACGGCGGCGACUUGUAUGACUACAUCAUGAGGCAUGAGUCUGGCUUGUCAGAAACUCUGGCCCGCAAUUAUUUUCGCCAAAUAGUUCGUGCAAUCUCAUACUGCCACAGGUUACAUGUCGUGCAUCGAGACCUGAAACCUGAAAACGUAGUUUUCUUCGAAAGAUUAGGUGUAGUGAAAUUGACUGACUUUGGUUUUAGCAAUAAAUUUUGUCCCGGACAAAAACUAGAGACUUCCUGUGGUUCCUUAGCUUAUUCGGCCCCUGAGAUUCUCUUAGGGGACUCGUACGACGCGCCCGCCGUGGACGUGUGGUCGCUCGGGGUUAUCCUAUACAUGCUCGUGUGCGGGCAAGCUCCAUUCCAAGAAGCCAAUGACAGUGAAACGCUAACGAUGAUUAUGGACUGUAAAUACACAAUUCCACCGCAUAUAUCAACAGGUUGUAAAAAGCUAAUUGGACGUAUGCUAGUCCGCGAGCCCGAGAAGCGCGCCACGCUAGCGGAGAUAUCGGCCGACCCUUGGGUGACGGGCGGCGAGUCCGCCCCAUCGCACGAGUGCGACACUCCCCUCGUGGCUCGCGAACAACUGUCCGAGGAGGAUCGCGCCAACAUCAUGCAGAGAAUGGCCAGCGUGGCGACCAAGGAACAGAUACAGGAGGCACUGGAGAAGAAUGAAUACAAUCAUAUAACUGCUACCUAUUAUUUGUUGGCUGAGAGGAAGCUUAGAGCUAAAAGACAAGAAGAAAAUUUGGCCCGAAGGCCCGAGGUGCUGAGUGUGUCGCGAGGAGGGUCCCGUUCUAACAAUCUGCUGGCGCCGCCGACGCUCCCCACCGCGCCCCGCACACCACAGGAUGCUCCCCCCAGGUCACGAAAGUGCAGCAUAGUCCGCGAAGAGGAAGACGACGAGGAGAGCAGCCCCGGCGCCCGCGCGGCGGACGCGCGCCGCGGCUCGCGCUCCGAGGGCCGCCUGCGCCUCGCGCGCCCGCCCGCCGCGCUCGCCGUCACGCUCACGAGGGUGAAUCUAGAAGAUAACCCGCCGGAUGCUCCCUCGGCCCCGGCGGAGAGGUCGGAGGCGGCGCCGGCGGAGAGCGGCGAGGCGCCGCCGCGCGUGCCGCCCGCGCCGCCGCCCGCGCGCCGCCAGCGCCUCGACGUGCGCCGCCGCCGGCCCCGCGCCGGCUCCUGCUCCUCCUCCGACCUCUCCGACGACGACUCCGAGAAGAAGAAGCGCGCCGCGGAGCAGAGCGACGCGCCGCCCGAGCGCGCGCGCCGCGACUCGCACGACGACUCCAGCGACAGCCAGGAGCGCGGCGCCGGCGCCGGCGGCCGCGGCGCCCGGCCCGCCGCCCGAGCGGCGCCGCAGGGCGCGCCCGGCGCCGGCGCGGCCGCGGGCGGCGGCGCGGCCGGCGACGCGCGCCAGCCGCAGGGCGCCGGCACCGGCCGGCGGCGCCGCGCGGCCCGCAAGGAGUCCCGGCUGCGCGAGUCGCGCUCGCUCAACCGCAUCGCGGAGGUGGAGGAGGCGGCGGCGGCGCGCUGGGCGGGCGCCGGCGGGCUGGUGGCCUUCUGCGGGCGGCCGCUGCUGCGCCUGCUGGCGGCCGCGCGCCCGCAGCCGGCGCAGCGCCGCCUGCACGGCCUGUGCUAGCGCCGCCGCCGCCGGGACCCCGCUCCCCUGUCGAGAGCGAGCCGAGCGUUCCCGGUGGACUGUUACGGCGAGGACGCUCCGAGGACGACCGACGACUCGUGCCUGAGCCGUCUCCUCGCGCUGGUGGCGCUCGACGCGGCUGCCGCGGGGGCGGUGCGGCCCCCGGAGGAUCGGUUGGAGCCGAGCUUGCGAGUUUGACGGUCGCGCGCUCCUGCGGCGACUCGCCCUCGCUACAUGAUACGGUAACUGUGUCGGUCGUAUCGCCCGCCACUCGCUCCGCGCGCCGCCAAAAGAUAGUUCUAGUUAAGGAAGUUUUAGUUUAAUCUAACGAUUGUCCGGUGCGGAACUACCGUCUUGAACAAAGCAAUAAAUUAAACUUUAUAUUUUAAUAAUUUCAAUUAUGCAUCCCCGUAGCGUUGUCGACUUAGUGAAUAAUCGAUGCGUUAUAAUUGUUAGACAUAUCUAAAAAAUUACAUUUCUGCUAGGACGAUUAUGUCGGUGCGUUAAUUAAAAAAUAAUAAUUAUCGUCAGAAGGAUGUCUUGACUAAAUGUGAUAUCGAAGUUGAUUAAAACGUGAUGCUGAUGAGUGUAUUAAAUUUCUUAUGUUCAGCCGGCUCCUCGUCGCUCAUGAGAAC
Cydia amplana is the source of this 2875-nucleotide messenger RNA. RefSeq names its product SNF-related serine/threonine-protein kinase (gene Snrk). Gene Ontology annotation, biological process: intracellular signal transduction; protein phosphorylation. Gene Ontology annotation, cellular component: cytoplasm. Gene Ontology annotation, molecular function: ATP binding; protein serine/threonine kinase activity. The coding region runs from base 288 to 2240 and encodes 650 amino acids. Lineage: Eukaryota; Metazoa; Arthropoda; Insecta; Lepidoptera; Tortricidae. The transcript has 8 exons. The record is from RefSeq and is a predicted model, not a curated record.